This is a messenger RNA of Colletotrichum acutatum, 1297 nucleotides long. RefSeq lists its product as uncharacterized. The transcript has a single exon. Lineage: Eukaryota; Fungi; Ascomycota; Sordariomycetes; Glomerellales; Glomerellaceae. The record is from RefSeq and is a predicted model, not a curated record. Bases 134 to 1093 code for a protein of 319 amino acids.
CCUGGUCCGCAUCACGAGGUUGAAUUCAUUUUUUUCCCGGUGGGUUGUUUGUUUUUCCUUUCAUGUUCGGUGGUUCGGUCGGUCGGUCAAACAGCAGCACUCUUCUUGAUAUGCCCUCGUUCGCCUGAGCGUGAUGGGCGAUGAACGGGAAAUCGCAGAUAUUACACUUCAACUUUUGGCAAGAGCGGGAGAAAUUACACAAAAAGAACAGGGCACGAUGCCUUCUGCAACACUGGCAUCGAGAGUCCGGACGGGAGCAGGAGCAAGCGUUGAUCAGAUCAGCUCGAAGACCGCACCAGCACAUAGUGGGGUAGGGAAUCGCCAAGGAUCAUACGAGCACAGAGGACGACACAAGACCAUCAAAGACGCAGCUCUAGAAACUGCCCAAUAUGCUGGAGAUCAAGUCCUACAACCAUCUAUCACGCCUACAGAGACCAUGAAGAUUCUAGGUCCUCUCCCAGUGCGGAGGGCCUGGAGGGUCAGGCCCGGCCGCGCAUCACCAGACAUCUCACAGGCGCCUGUGUUGGAAGCAGUUAUGCUUCAUGAGCGAGGAGACCUGCAAGGCUCUGAGGACCAAUGCUCAAUAUGCCGGAGGGGAGACGGCAUCUCAUCAGAGUGCGUCAAAAUGCCAGGCAUCUACAGUGGUGCUUGCAGCAAUUGUCUGCUGGCACGCACAUCCGAUCGACCAGGAUCAUCGGCGAGGCCGGUACGGAGCUAUUCCGCCGAACGGCGGUCCAUCUCCGCGACUAUAUCACCAUCCAUACCAAAGGAGGAUCUGAUUGCUGUGUGGAACCUCAUUGCGGGCGUGAUCGCAACGCAACCCCAAGAAUGCUUCACCGAGGACGGAUCAGAGCCACCGGGGAAGAAAAUCGAAGACGCCGCUCGACUAGUGGCGAGGUCGGCAGACGAAUGGGGUCAUACGAUCAAGGAGGAAGAAUCAGAUCCGGGGAAGACACCCAAAACGCCUUCGGAGAGAAGCAGGCUUGUCAGACAAGCAACCAGAAUUCGAGAGACAGCGUUGCAGAUUGCGAAUUAUGCUAGAAUUUGGGGCGAAAAGUUGGAGAGGAAGAGGUCUUCUUCACAACUACGGUGAGAGAGAGUUGCGGUUAGACAGUACGCAACCACAAGAUCACAAGUCAAGCACCUAGGUAAAUCAAAAGCGACAUGUCAAUGCUUACUAGGAUUCCGGUCAAAUUGAACAUGAUUCAAAGUCACAUAUGCCGAGUGAAAACUCUUCUCUGCGUGCAUUUAUCUGGCCCAUUUUUCUCGCCGUCUUGCAGGACAAUUCUACACAGGG